Molecule: messenger RNA, 1383 nt
Organism: Lachancea nothofagi CBS 11611
Lineage: Eukaryota; Fungi; Ascomycota; Saccharomycetes; Saccharomycetales; Saccharomycetaceae
Source: the annotation of a GenBank genome assembly
AUGAGCUUGUUACCCAGCGAUCAACGCCAGCUGCUACACAAGUGUAUAUUGAACUACGUGCAAAAUCAAAUACCACAGGAAAAGCAGGAAACCACUCUUAAUGAAGGCGCUGAUGGCUCUGACCACGUGAUCUCGACUCUAGCUCACUGGCUCAAGGUGGAUUUGGACACUGCAGAUACGGAUCGUCCUGUUGACGGGUCUCUACUUCCUCGUAAGUGGAGUUCUAUAGUCAGAUUGCAGCGCCGGAUCAUUGAGCUCGAAAAACAGAUCGAAGGUCUCACGGAGGAAAACGAAGUCCUAAUGGAAAACGGGCCAGCGUCAGGUGCCACCAAAUCGUCUUUGAAGUGGAUUCCUCGAGAACGCAGCAACUUCAGUAUCAACUGUGGGGCGUCUGUUACUAGUGCAAAGCUUCACCCAGAGCUCCCGCUACUUUUUGUGGCGACAGAUGCAGGAAAAUUACAGUGCUACGAUCUGAUGAACUAUUCCAUGCCAGUGGCCUCGGUCCAAGCGCAUAUGCGUGGAAUUGUCUCAAUAGACGUACAGUUAAGUGAUAGCUCAGAAUGUCUAAUUGUGACUGCCUCCAAAGACCUGUAUUGCAAAGCUUUCCGGCUGGUAGAUUCGCAAUUACAACUUAUAAGAACAUUUUCCGGCCACGAACAUGUUGUAUCCCAAAUCAAAGUGUGGAAACGCGGCACUGACACACUUGCAGCAACAUGCUCUCGUGACUUGUCGUGUAGGAUAUGGGAUGUCUCAAAUGGGUGGUGUUUGAAGUCUUUUCAGCCGCAUACAGAAUGGGUACGAUGCUUGGAUAUUUUGGGUGAGUAUAUAGUAACUGGUUCCAACGACUGUACCGUAAGACUCUCGCAUUGGCCCACUGGGAGAGGGCUGUCAUUUGGGAUGGGCCACAAUUUUCCUGUGGAAAAGGUCAAGAUAAUACCAAUGCAAAAAUCGGCGGAAGCGGCCGAUGAUCAACAGAAUAAAUACAACUUAUUCAAUGAAGAGUACGCGGAACUUGGUUUCUCGCACGUCAUAUCCACAUCUCGGGAUAACACAAUUCGAAUAUGGCAAGUUCCACUGCCGAGAUUCGUAGCUCACCGACCUCCUCAACCGAACUCUUCGCGACAACAUUUUGAGCUAAUAACUACUUUGAGUGGGCACUCAUCAUGGGUGCGCGACAUUUGCGUAAGGGGUGACUAUUUACUGAGCUGUAGCGAUGAUCGCAGCAUUAGAGUAUGGGACCUCACAACAGGUCAUAUUGUUCGUGUUAUAGGUAAUGCUCAUGACGGCUUCGUAAACUGUAUUGACACUGACCAGAAUGGGCUGAAUAGACAAUUACUAAUAUCAGGCGGGACCGAUGGGAAAUUGAAAGUCUUCAUUAAGUAG